AUGAGUCACAACUUGCUGUGGAAAGCCUACUACAAUGACGAUGUCGACAAGUUUCGGCGCUUGCUGGCCCCCGCCGCCUACACCCAGAGCGCUUCCAAGAGCCCCAGCGUAGGGACCGGAGGAGCCGCCAGCCCCGGCGCAUUCGGGACAUCGCCUAGAAAUGUUACAAAGGCGCGGAAGGCCUCGGCCCUGGGCUUCGGCGCAGGAGGUGCGCGGCCUGGCACUGUGAACUUCGGUCGCGCCGAAGUCAACAGUCGCGAUUAUGUUGGAUUGACCAUCCUCCUGCGCGCCGCCUCCUCCGACUCCGAGAACGCCAUCGCCUUCGUCGAAGCCCUACUCGAUCACCCCGCUGUCGAUAUCUACGUACAAGACCCUGAGAGUGGCUGGAAUGCCCUUCAUCGCGCGUUGUAUACGGGCAAUGUGUCGAUCGCGAGACUGUUGCUAGAGAAAGAGCGAAGAGACCUGGCAGGCCUGACCGUCGGCGCAUCGGUCGCCAAAGUCGGUAGGCUCAUCAAGACAAAGGAUCACGAAGGCAACAGUCCAUUCGACUUGUACAACUCGACUAUUGGUGAACGGAAUCUGAAGAAUGUCGAUGACGAGAAUCACUCGGACAAUGAAUCGGAGAGCGAGGAAGUCGUGGUUGCGACAGACAACAUUGCCAACAAUGGUCUGCUCGACCUCGUCGAUGGGACGGAGGUUUUUGCAUUCGGCAGCAACAAGAACUUGUCGCUCGGUCUCGGAGAUGAGGAUGACAGACAGUUCCCGGAACGUGUCUAUCUUGAGCGCCCUGGCCACUUGAUACAGAGGUUCUACGAGGAGUAUCUUGAGAAGGGGGGCGCUGAGACGCCUGGUCAAAUCCCAACACUCACUCGUCACAAGGAGCUGCUGGUGCACGACGUGGCAUUAUCCAAGUACCACAGUGCUAUUCUGACGACCGAUCCUGUUUCCAAUCUCUACAUCUGUGGCAUUGGCCGUGGUGGUAGGCUUGGGCUGGGAGACGAAAACACGCGGUUCACCUACACGCCAGUACAAGGCAGCCUCACCAAUAAGAAAGUGACUCAAGUUGCGCUGGGACAGAAUCACACUCUGGCUGUCACAUCUGAAGGCGGCCUGUACAGCUGGGGGUCUAAUGUAAACUCGACACUCGGUUACGCGCUGCCUGAGCCUCCUCCGGGAGAAGAGCCCAUGAGCCUGAUGCCCCGACAGUUGUUCGGGCCACUCAAAAAGGAGGUCAUCGUCGGCGUUGCUGCGUCAACGAUUCACUCGGUUGCGUUCACAAAUACUGGCAGUCUUUACUGCUGGGGUCGCAACACUGGGCAGCUGGCUCUGAUGGAUGCUGAUUCUCGUUCACUCGAGGUACAGCAAACACCCAGGAAAGUAGCUGCGUCGUUGGUGAACAGCGGCAGCCCGGUAACCAUGGUCUCGGCCAUUGACAAGGCGACAACCUGCCUCCUCGCCAACUACACCGUUGUUGUGUUCACAAGUUAUGGCUACAACGUUGUCAAGUUUCCAUUCGCCGAAGCCGGAUUUACAAACCACCAUCUAGGCAAUAUUUCCAUGUCUUCGCGUUACGAUGCGGAGCGGAACCGGAUCAAGUACAUUGCUUCUGGCGGUGAGACUAUUGUAGGAGUGAGUGGUCGUGGCGACCUCUUCUCCAUGAAUCUCACAAAGAGAGUGGACACUAUUUUGCCCACGUCCACCACCAAUCCUUCGAAGAUUAAAGGUGCUGUCAGCCAGCCCAUCUGUAUUUGGAGCGCCCACAAGGAUGGAGUAAGGUCUGUCGACGUUGGCGAGCAUGGUUCAGUUAUCAUCAGCACUCAAUCAGGGGCAGUAUGGCGCCGUAUCAUCAGGGCCAAAGCCAAAGACACUCAUGUGGCUGGCUCCAGUGAAGUCAAGCGCAAGGACUUCAAGUUCCAGCGGGUCCCGGCAAUUACCAACAUUGUUACUGUGCGGAGCUCUGUUUUUGGGGCUUUUGCUGCCGUUCGAAAGGAUUCCGAAGUCAUGCGCGAGCAAGUCACCGUUGGUCGACAGACCCUGUGGGACGACAUAGCGCCACUCAAUUGCCUGCGGGAUUUCAGAUCCUCUGAUCCAAGCCCAAAAGGAAAGGGAAUUCUCAAAACCUGGGAUGCUACUACGCUUCAGCAGAAGCUGGGGUCAGUUGCGUACGAAGUGCUGAAAUCGCCCGACCUUGAGUUGGAUCUUCAGAACUAUUUGCUCUCGUGGCGAUCCGGGAACGGAGCUUCUCAGAAGUCCAAAUACCAGUUCAUAGCUGGCGGCACUUACACUCAUUCGGAUGUGUUUGUCGUAGAGAAGCUUGAGGAGAAGACUGCCGUGACUUUCGCUGGCCUCGACAUCAUCUCGCUAUUAAACUUGGUCGUCUACGUAUACGAAGAUCGUGUCAUUCCAGCAUGGAACUACACUCGCCACGAUCCGUCACUGGCUUACAGAUAUCGUCAAAUCCGAGCCGAAGUCGUCAGGACAGCGAGCAAUCUGGAGAUGAGUAGACUGGAGGCCGCCGCUCAGAAGCAAGUCGACCCUCAAAGGCAUCUAGAUGAGGAUCUGCGACUAGCUCUGGGAGACUCACAGUUCUUCGAGGACGCAGACGCUGUCGUGGAGCUUGAUGGCGACGAAAUGCUAGUUCACAGCGCCUUGUUGUGUCAGAGGUGCCCAUUUUUCGAGGGGCUGUUCUUCGGCCGCUCUCAGGGCAUGUGGCUAGCAAGCCGCCGCGCCGUCCAGGAGCCUUCAGAAAGGAUCCCUGUCGAUCUGAAGCACAUCGAUCCGGAGACUUUUAAGUUCGUUCUGAGCUAUCUUUACUCUGACGUUGGAGAUCAGAUGUUUGAUGAUGUUGUAGCUGACAAUCUGGACGAAUUUUCCGACUUGGUAAUGGAUGUCCUUUCCGUCGCCAAUGAGCUUAUGCUCGAUCGCCUGUCUCAAAUAUGCCAGCAGGUCUUGUCUCGCUUUAUCAACACGCGCAACAUCGCACAUUUCUUGAACGCCAUCAGUCCGUGUUCUAUCACCGAGUUUAAGGACGCCGGUCUGGAGUAUAUAGCUCUCCAGCUGGAGAAUAUGCUCGAGAACAACCUUUUGGCCGACCUCGAUCAGGAGCUAUUGCUUGACUUGGACGAAGUGGUCAGAGAUAAUCAGCUUGCUCGUUUCCCGUUCGCAAGGAGCGGUCGGGCUGCACUCCUGCUCCAUGAGCAAUAUCCGAACCUGGCACAGGAUAUAGAUGAGGAAAGGCAGCGGAGAGUCAGAGAGAUGGCCUUUAAGGCGAGUCAAAAAGAGGAUGAGAGGAAACUUUCAUCCUCGCUCAAAGGCAAAUUUGGCAGCCUUGAGGAGUUCCAACCCUCAUCCCCUGCUAUGGAUAAAUCCAAGGGGAAAGAGGCGGCGAGAAGAAAUGAGCCAUUCAGUCCUGACCUCCGCCCCAAAGCGGUUCAGACUGACCUCAUGUUCGAUAUGGACGAAGAUGAAGGACCCAUAGAGAGCCCAUCCAUACGGCCCGAGAGAGCCAUAGAUCAGAGACGGAAAACUGAACUUGACCAGCUUCCUCCGCUGAGCGAGUCGUUCUGCGGUCAGCAGUCGAGAGCACCCCGUCACUCUCCCUUGGGCUCGUCGCCAGCAGGCCUUGGACUUGCCUCGCCUUCUCCGACUAAUAGGUCUUUGGCUACGAGCUCUCUCAAGUCCGGCAGCCCGUGGGCUUCAUCCAAGAUGCCGACUGCUAAGCUUGACUUGCGCGAAAUCAUGGGUGAGACACCGCCUGUCCGCUCGGCACUGUCUGCAGGGUUGGCUGCGCAACGGGCCAAAGAGACGGCGGUCAAACCGUCACAAGCGAAAUUGUCACAGAAGGAACGCAAGAGGCAGCAACAGCUUCAAGCAGAGCAGGCUGCGCAGGUUGCUCAAGCGUCGUCGGAUAGGGCUGCGUGGGAGAAAUCAUCGACAGGCAUCAAAUCACCGCCAUGGAAGGCAGUGUCCAGCGGGCCUAAGCUUCCUCCCAAUGACAAUCUAGCAGACGCACCAAAGUCAGCGCCGCCCAACACAAAGCCCCUUGUUGCGGCAGAAGCUUCGGCCAAGUCCAUUCCGCGGCGAACACAAUCUCCAGACACGCGGCACUCUGGCCAAUCGAGGACACCCGCGGCAACACCACCUAUCCGGCCUCCCCCAAGAUCCACCUCAACCUCUACUUUCUCAGCCGAUAUGUCCAAUAAGCCUGUCACUCCUCAUUCGAAAUCGUACAUCAAACCAGCAGCCAAGUCAGAGCCGAUCAUAGGGCUUAGCAUGGCCGACAUCAUCGACCAGGAGAGGCGUAAUGUCGAAAGUGUGAAGGAGGCAGUAGCCAAGCGCAGCCUAAUGGAGAUCCAGCAGGAGCAAGCCUUCCAGGAAUGGUGGGAGGAAGAGUCACGGCGGACGCAGGAGGAAGAGGCGAGGAGAUCGACCAGGGAGAAGGAACGGGAGGAAGGCAAGAGUAGCAAAGGCCGCCGAGGCAGAAGCGGCAAGCCCAGAGGGGGCAGAGGGGGUGGGGCCAGCGCUCCCAACCCCAGCGCUGGCGCUGCCGGUGCUGAGGGUGAAGCGGCGAGGCAACAGAACCAGGACCAGGGGAGAGGAGGUCGGAGUAAUAGACGUGGCCGGGGCCGUGGUGGUGUCGCGAAGACUUCACCUUGA
Diaporthe amygdali is the source of this 4656-nucleotide messenger RNA. RefSeq lists its product as uncharacterized. Lineage: Eukaryota; Fungi; Ascomycota; Sordariomycetes; Diaporthales; Diaporthaceae. The transcript is spliced from 4 exons. Gene Ontology annotation, molecular function: protein binding. Bases 1 to 4656 code for a protein of 1551 amino acids. The record is from RefSeq and is a predicted model, not a curated record.